CGCCAAGCGAAAUUUGCAAGGCGCGCGUGGAAAAAAUUAUACUUAGAGUAAUAGGAGUAAAUUACAGUAAAGAAGUUGAUGAAAGUUAGUGCCAGCAGUGUUACAAGUUGCCAACUGCAUUAAGUUAUUGAUAACAUAUUAAUGUGCGUUGGUAAACAAGGUUUACAUAUCGCAGCUUGCAAAAAUUUGGGCGCCUUUAUUGGAGUGUGUCUGUGUCACCGUUUCCCAGUUUACCUUGUGCCUCUUUUGCAGCUUGUCGCGCGCAGACAUCGUUCGCACAUACUCAUAUUCAACUAAAUUAAAUCCUUAAGAAAUAAACAAAACUAAAAAUGCCGAUUUGCAAACGCGACGGUUUCGAUCUCAAUAAUACAGAAUCAAAAAAUGAGACAUUCCACGACAACGAGUUGGUAUUUUGCUGUUAUAUUACCAAGCGCAUAUUCCGCGAUUACGAACACUAUUUUCGACAUGUCAUGGCCAUUAACUCGACGGUUUGGCAGUGCGAGGCGACCGGUAAAGAUGGGCUCACCUACGAGGAGGCGCUUAAAAGUGAGCGGGUUGCCCGUAAAAAGAUGGAACAAUUCAAACAGAGUUUGCGUGCUCCCGUGCUCCUGGUUAUUGAGCAUGCGCGCCAAUCUGCCGUCAAGAUGCUUAAUUUGAUAGUGUCCAAGUUUCUGCGUAAACGUUUCUUCCUCAACGAGGAAGUCACCGUGGGACAAAAAAAGAACACAAUUUAUAAGGUGGUGGGCAUUAAACAGGCCAAGGAUAUGCCGGAGCCAAGUAAUGGUGUAUAUGAGGAUACCGAACAGCUCGAGUAUCGUCUCCGGGCACCUAACGGCGAGGAGAUUAAUGUGACUUUCGAGCAGCUUCGUCGCCAGCGAGCCGAGUUCAAUAUGGAAAAUCUGGCCAUGUUCAUCAAAAACAGCGUAAUUCGUGUAGACGGGAUACUGCGUCCCAAACCCGAGAUAUACAAACAAUAUGUUACUGAACCGAACCUGAGUUUUCCCAGCAUUUUCAUUGGCAAAAUGCCACGUUAUUCGCCAGCUAAAAUCAAACGUCCCGAGGCUAAGGAUGCCAAAAAGCAGUCCACACUGAAUAAAUAUAUUGUUAAGGGCGAGGAAUCGGUAGCUAAGAAAAAGGAAUCCGACGAAGCCCGUGCCAAAUCGCUGGCUGAUGAAAUGGAGCGAAUUCGAUUGGAAAAGCAAGCGAAAUUUUUGGAAAUGGAGAUGAAGAAGGCACAAAAGAAGGCGGAACUUAUGCAACGUGUUGAGCAGGAAUGCCAAUAUUUGACCACCAAAACGGAUGAUCUGGAGCGGAACGAUCAGCGUUUGUUGCCAACGUAUCAACCAAUUGUCACACUACUCCCGGAGCUGAUCCUGGGCGAUGUCUUUGUGCUGCGCGAAUUCAUGCACACGUACAGUGGACUGUUGUCCGGCGUGGAGGUGUUCCGUCAGAAUCUCAGCUUCUACGAAAUGUCGCGUGCAUUUAGUGCACGCGAAGUGGCUGGACCACUCUCAGAUAUUCUGCUUGUGCUGCUGGGCACCAUAUUUGAUCUGCAAAAGGAGGAAGAGGAUGAGUGUCCCGUCAACUAUGUGUUGGGAUAUGCUGCGGCGUUGCGGGAACCCUUCAUCAGCAUGAGCAACGCCUCGCGAACUCAGUUAUAUGUGAAGCGACAUUUUUCCUUUAAACUGAACGAGUUGCCAAUGGAUGCACUUACUCUGAGCGAAGUCUUGCGCCUACAUUUACUGGCAUCCGGCGCGAAUGUCUCGGACAAGCCCGACAAAUGGCGAAUCAUGUACCGCAACGGAUACUCUUCGCGUGAGGAUCCUGGCCUGCAGCUGCGAAUCGAGCAUCCACGUAUAUUGCAUGCCCUCAAGACGCUUCCCAUCGCUCAGCUGGAGUUUGGAGACAUUAUUCGUAUUGCAAACUGUCUGAUGUCACAGAUUUUGAGCUACUCGGCCACCAUUAACAUCGUCGAGGAGCGCAUGGAGAAAAUGUCUAAAGCCAAGGUGGAACUACGUGCACUAAUCUUGGCCGAGAAUCGACGUGUGGCUGCCGUCGAGGGGAACAAGCGGAAGCUCACAAACGAACACCAUCAGCAGUGCAUGACGCAGGAGCUGAAACUGGACACCGGCAAGAAAGAGGAGCUAGCGGAGCAGCUAAAUCGUCGCAUUGCUGAGCUGAUGGCGCAGUCAGAACGAGAGCAUCGGAAGCACGAGCAGCAAGUGAUGAAAUUGCACUCGGAGUUGUUUAACUUUUUAGUUUACUUGGGCAUGGAUCGUUGCUAUCGCAAGUACUAUGUGCUAGAGUCCAUGCCCGGCAUCUUUGUAGAGCAUACGCCGGAUAAUACGAUGGAUACAUGCCUGGAGCAACCACCGCAGAACAUAUCGCCAGCCGAAAUCCGUAAGCAGGCACAGCUGCCCAAACAGCGUAAGGAUCUGCGCACGUAUCUAGUCAAGCUAUACGGGGAUUCGGAUAAAAAGACACGCAAGAGCGCCAAUAAACAAUCACUCGAGAACAAAGAGAACCAGGAGAAUCGUCUCAAUGGCCAUGGGCAAUCCUCAGAGCCCAUGGACGUCAGCGGGGGCGACGAUGAGGAGCAGACGCCUCCAACUCAGAGCGAGCUUCUUAUGUGCAGCGGCGAUUCCAGCAAUUGUAUUGUUCAUAAUGAUCACCAUGCCCAGCGACGGGUCUGGACAUAUUUGUACAAGACGGAAGACAUUGAUGCAUUGAUUAGAUCGCUAAAUCCGCUGGGUUGGCGUGAAUCCGAGCUGCUGGACGAGCUCACCCAGCUUCGGGCAUUGAUCGUACAGCAUGUGAAGAACUGCUCUGAGGAUAUGCUCAACUUGGACACGGAUAAGAAGCGAGAGAAAUUCAUGAGUGCAAUGCAUACGGAAACUCAUCGGAAAUACAACCAGGCCAACUUUGGAUUACCCGACGAUAUUAAUAUCAAUGAGGUGAUGCGCCUUCAUCUCGUUGAUCGUAUUCUACAGUUCGAGCAUGAUAUUUUUUCCGGUGACUUGGGCAAACUUAAUGUAAAGGAUAUGGAAAAGUGGCGCCAGCAACUUCUAAAGGACGAAUAUGAUCCUCAGGGCAAGCUGCAGUGGGGACCUCGCAUGUUGCACAACGAUGAGGCGACCGGCGAUUCGGAUCAUGAAUCGCAUGAGGAUUUCGAUGAUCAGGAUGAUGAAAAUGAUGAGGCCGCAAUGCUGAGGGAGCUGGGUCGAAAGUAUGGCAGGUAUCGGGAUCCAGGUCAAUAUAUUGACGCAAUUGAUGGCUUAUCCGAAACCGAAUCCGAAUCCGCUACAAAAGCACAUCAGACUCAGGUGCGAAACUUGGCCAGCGCGUUGUUGCAGGUGGAACAGGCAAUUGGUCGUCGAUUUAUGAAGGAACCCUUUGGAAUGAAUAUGAAGCGAGAUGCGAAGCAGGAAAAUCUGAAGCUCAUCUGCGAAGCCAGACUGCAGCAAUGGGAAGUGUCGCUCAUGGAAAGCACCAACUAUUCCCAGAUCUUUCUCCAUCUGAAUGUCUUGAAUGAUUGCAUCCUCUGGCGACGUUCCACAAAUAAAUCUCUGUGUAAGGUGUGUCGUCGCGGCACCGAUCCGGAGAAGAUGCUGCUCUGUGACCAGUGCAAUGGUGGCACCCACAUGUUCUGUAUGAAACCAAAGAUGCGCACAGUCCCUGAGGGCAACUGGUAUUGUCACACCUGUGUACGUGAGCUUGGAUUGACCAAUGCCAAGAAUCAAAGCAGCAAACAGCAAAAGAAGCGAAAAUUUAUUGUCGACGAAGUGGAUGAUGAUGUCGACGAAGGUGUCGAUGAUGGCGACGAAGACGACGACAAUGACACAGAUGAGGAUGCUGACGAAGAUGAGGCUGAUGUCAGCGACAGACAAGAUAAUAAUAGCGAAGCAUCCUCCACGGCCACAUCCGUCAAGGCUAAUGGCAAGGCGGCAGCAACAAGACGCUCCAGUAGACGUUCCGGCAAACGAUUGAAAUCCAAAGAAAUUGAAGAUAUUAUCGAAGGUGAUGAUAGCGAUCAGGCCGAUGAGAGCUCCGUUGAAGCAGAAGACAAUGAGGAGAACGAGGAGAAAGAUGAAGAGGAAACCGAGGAGGACAAGGCGUGCCAAGUCUGUUUCUACGAUGGCUGCGAAAUAAGCUGUGUCCGUUGCUCCGAAUGGUAUCAUCUGGAGUGCGUCAAGCUAAAGCGACAGCCGCGAACGGAUUUUGUGUGUAAAAAGUGCAAAUCAAAUGAAACCCAACGACCAAGACGCCGUCCCAGUCAUGUUGAUGGUGAUGCCGACGACGAUGAUGACGAGCCACAGGCGAAACGUUCGCGCUCCUCCCGCAACUCGAUGCGCAUUUCCCUGGAGAAGUCUGCUGCCAAUAACAAUAACAACAAUAAUAAUAAUAACAACAAUACUAGUAAUCAGAAUAACAAUCGUCGUUCGGGACGUCGCACCAAUGACAAUCUACCAUUAAAUAGCGCCGCCUUAUAUUAUCUGCUCGAGCAGACGAUGAAACAGCAGGCGGCGUGGCCAUUCCUUCGCCCAGUACUCUCCUCCGAGGUGCCCGACUACCAUAAGAUUAUUAAGUCGCCCAUGGACUUGGCCAAAAUCAAGUCAAAGCUAAACAUGGGCGAAUAUCAGCUAAACGAGGAGCUGCUCAACGAUAUUCAGCUUGUAUUCAAGAACUGCGACCUCUACAACGUCAGAGGCAAUGAGAUAUACGAUGCUGGCUGCAAGUUGGAACGCUUUGUCAUGGAUCGCUGCAAGGAUAUGAUGCUGCCGUUUAGGCCAAGUGACAUGAAUGCAGAAGCAAUAUGCUGAGCCGCCUCGUGUCUCUCAACCCCCAACCCGCGAUCGUGUAAAUUGAUUUAUUAAAUUUAGCUUUAGGCCAUAGACAAACAUGUCAGCGUACACAAUUAGACAGUAUUGUUUACUUUACCAGUUAUCAGCCGCAUUCUU
This is a messenger RNA of Drosophila innubila, 4958 nucleotides long. It is a transcript of the gene Acf, whose product is annotated as bromodomain adjacent to zinc finger domain protein 1A. Lineage: Eukaryota; Metazoa; Arthropoda; Insecta; Diptera; Drosophilidae. Gene Ontology annotation, biological process: chromatin remodeling. Bases 330 to 4820 code for a protein of 1496 amino acids. Gene Ontology annotation, molecular function: protein binding. The record is from RefSeq and is a predicted model, not a curated record. The transcript has 5 exons.